Frieseomelitta varia is the source of this 1242-nucleotide messenger RNA. Its product is annotated as UBX domain-containing protein 1. NCBI's taxonomy places the organism in Eukaryota, Metazoa, Arthropoda, Insecta, Hymenoptera, Apidae. Bases 106 to 1071 code for a protein of 321 amino acids. The record is from RefSeq and is a predicted model, not a curated record. Gene Ontology annotation, molecular function: protein binding. The transcript is spliced from 7 exons.
GUAGCGCGUCGGUUGAACGUGACGUUAAGUUUUUGAUCGUUUGAUUGUGGAUUAUUUUUCCUUGCUAAGAAAUAUUUGUUAAUAGUAUCAAAAAUAUAAGGGAAAAUGUCGUCGAGUGAUAUAAAUAUGUUAGUCGACAUGGGUUUCAGCAUAUCUAAAGCAGAGAAAGCUUUAGAAAUUACGGGAAACAAAGGAGUUGUUCCGGCAAUGGAAUGGCUCUUGGCUCAUUCAAAUGAUGCUGAACCAUCACCUGAACCACCAACUACUGAAAGUGCACCGAUGUCUAAUCCUGUAACAUCAGACCAACAAGACACUGCUGAUGCUAGUGGUCAGGUUUCCACUACUGAAGUUGCUAAAUCUAUGAAAUGUGAUAUCUGUGGAAAAUUGUUUAAAUCUAAUUUAGAAGUUGAAUUCCAUGCAACAAAAUCUGGGCACGAUAGAUUCUCUGAAAGCACAGAAGAGAAAAAGCCUCUUACAGAGGAGGAGAAGAAAGAACAAUUACGGAUAUUAACAGAAAAAUUAAAACAAAAAAACAAAGAACGAGAAGAGCAGGAAAAAAAAGAUGCACAAGAAAGAGAAAAAAAUAGAAUAAAAUCGGGAAAAGAAAUGGCUCAAGCUAGAAGAAAAUUAGAGGAGCUAAAAAUGAAAAAGUUGUUAGAUGAAAGGAAACGUGAAAAAGAGGAAGAAAAAUUAGCACGGCAAAAGGUUAAAGAACAAAUUGAAGCAGAUAAAGCUGCCAGGCGUGCCAAAGCUGAUGCUGAAAAAGCAUUAGCAGCAUCUCCUUCUACACCAUCAUCCUCUACUAGUACUUAUCGAAAAGAAUAUAAUGACACAAAAUUACAAAUUAGGCUUACUAAUGGACAAACAUUAACACAAAGCUUUGGAAGUAAAGAAAAGUUGUCUGCUGUAAGAUUGUUUAUAGAAAUUAAUAGGACAGAUGCACCUGGCCCGUUUAGUUUAAUGACAAAUUUUCCAAAGAAAAUUUUCAUGGAAGAAGACUAUGAAGCUCCACUUAAUGCUUUAGGCCUAACACCAUCUGCAGUUUUAAUUGUUCAGAAGAAGGUGGAAUAACCAUAUUAAGUAUAAGAUACUAUUUGCCGCACAGUCAACAAUAUGAUUUUUCAGCUAUUGUAAAAUAUUUUACAGAUUGUUUACAAAAAACCAGCAUUUUGUCAUCUUCUAUUCCUAAAACAUUCUCUAUUUAUAAUUAACAAAGAUAAAAAAUAUAUACAUUUGGAAAUA